AUGUUCCAGAUUAUCCGUAGACUUAAUGUAAAUGGUAAACAACCUCUGUCUCCCCGUUGUUCGUCUCAGCCUACAUCUUUGAAAUGCACUGACCGAGAGGGUCUGGUAAGACCGCGCCUUACAGGCGAGCAAGCAAGAGAGAACGAGAGUAGUCAAUAAUUUCAUAAUAUUAUCCCCAAAUUCGAUAUCAAAUAUAAAACAUGAAAUGUGCUGAGACGCUCUGAACUGAGGCCCCAAAAUCUUGUCAGUGUUACUGACAUGGGGGAGGGCCGGAGGGGAUUGGGAGCUGUGUGCAAACGACCACCGUAGCAAUCAUUUAAUUAAUAAUUCUUUGCAGGAGCCCAUCACGAAAGCCGAGGAAGGUCUUCCGACUUCUGACUUCUGACUUCCAACUUCAGUCUUCCGACUUCCGACUUUUGACUUCCGACUUCAGACUUCAGACUUCAGACUUGACAAAGUGCGAACACCGGAUUUCUGAUUUCUGACCGUUCAGACUCAAAGCUGAAUGGUUAGACCUUCGAACCUCCCACUUCCCACUUCCCACUUCCCACUUCCCACUUCCCACUUCCGACUUCCGACUUCUGACUUCCAACUUACGAUUUGCCACUUCUGAUUUCCAACUUCCGACUUCUGACUUGACU
Molecule: messenger RNA, 641 nt
Organism: Porites lobata
Lineage: Eukaryota; Metazoa; Cnidaria; Anthozoa; Scleractinia; Poritidae
Source: the annotation of a GenBank genome assembly